This is a messenger RNA of Corticium candelabrum, 3992 nucleotides long. RefSeq names its product myosin-11-like. The record is from RefSeq and is a predicted model, not a curated record. The transcript is spliced from 42 exons. Lineage: Eukaryota; Metazoa; Porifera; Homoscleromorpha; Homosclerophorida; Plakinidae. Bases 85 to 3813 code for a protein of 1242 amino acids.
UUUAAUUUACCCAUUCUUUGCUACAUGUUGUCAACCGUUAGUUGACGUCGUUUUUAAUUUCGUGUUUUACUGUUCACACUUGUCAUGUCGGAUUCAGACGUUGAGUCGAUAUCACCUCUAACUAGCGGUGAGUCAGAAGAAGAAGACUUGCUCGAAAAAUUUGAAUCUUUGCGACGACGGAAACUUCAGACAUCGCUCCUGCACCGCGAAACGUUGACGCAACAGAGUGAACAGCAGAAGGAACAAAUUACGAGAAUUCAUUCAGCUAUCGGAGCGCUUUACAGACCGAGCGGAAAGCUGUACAAUCUCGUGAGUGAUGUUGAGAGAGACUACCAAGAACGUCUAGAUCAGACGUCAGCUCUAGUCGACGAACGUGAGUCUGUUGUUAGAAACCAGCAGCAACGUUUGAGCACGUUGGAACUUGAAACGGAUAAAAUGAGAGAUGAGCUGCAAAACAAGUUGUGGAGCCUCGAAGAGAGGCACAGGCAAGCGUUAGAAGAGCUGGUUUUGAAGGAUGACCAAUAUCGUGAGCUACAACAACAACUGAGUCGUACCAGAGACACACUUGAUAAAGAGCUUAACCAGGAACGUGGACAACAUUCACUGACGAAACGAAAAGUACAGAGUUUGACAGAAGAGUUGAAUGAACUGAAAAUGACAAUUCAGGGUCGGACAGAAGAUGGAGAAGCUGCACAUGCUGAUGCAGAGAAAUGGAACCGUGAAUCAGUUAAUUGGGAGCAUGACAUGAAUUUGUUUCUUAAGCUGUUAAAUUCUAAUGAACCUCUAAACAGAGAACAACUGUCCACAGUCACUUUUCGAAUGGUCAGUCAAGAUGCAGUCAUUGGUGCUCUUACGAAUCUCACCAGUCCAAGAUACAAAGUGGGAAAGUUAGAAGCUGAGUUGGAUGCUGUGCAAACAAAGCUUUCUAAUCGAGAGAAAAAAGUGCAGGAUUUGAAUGAUCAUCUUCAGCAGACAAAGGAGAGAUGUGAGAAAUCGAUCAAUGAGUUGACUACUUCACACGCUGCUGCUGUCAGGCAUUAUGAAGAAGAGCAAAGACAUGCAAAGGAAAGGCAAGAUGAACUUCUUAAACAGGUGGAGAGUAAGAACCAAGCUACUGAGAAGCUUCAAACAGAAUUACAAGAAAUGCACAAACAAACGAAGUAUUUGGAAGAGCAGUUGAGGUCAAGGCAGUCCGAUGUAGAGUGUCUUGAGAAGCAAAAGGGGGCAGUUGAAACACUUUUGGAGACUACAUCACAGACUGUUGAACAGUUGAAGGAAGAACUGGAGGAGAUGCAACAGAAUGCUGUGUUGCAAUCGAACAGUUUUCAUGAUGAAAUAGGACGUGCUCAAUCUGAGAGUGUUGCAAAGACUAACUUCUUGACUAACGAGAUCUCGAAGUAUGAGGCAUACAUGAGCACUUCUAGACAGGAAAUUACUUUGCUUCAAAGCAAAUUGGAAGAGACAAUGGAAGGGGUAACACAAAAGGAAGAAGUGGUACAUAAACUUGAACUUCAACUACAUGAAAGCCAGCAGCAACAGCAGGAACUUAGCUUUGAGAUGAAAAGACGUGUGGCUACGAUAAAUGACCUUACAAAAGAAGUUGAAGAAACAAGACAGCAUUUGGACUUUGCUAAACAAACGGCUGAUGAUAUCAACAGGCAGCUUGAUGCCUACAAAUUGUCUACAAGUACAGACAGAAGUCAUCUGGAGGACGAGUUGAAGCUUUAUAAAGUGACACUGGCUACGUUACGUUCUGAGCUGUCUGUUCUACAGGAACAACAUAGUCGCUGCCAGGGCGAAGUAGAGCACAGAGAGGACAUUAUAGAACAGCUGAAGAGUCAGUAUACAAAUGCUGAAAAUGAAUACAAUAUCCACAAGAAGACCUUGUCCAAGAUAGAGUUAGAGCUGGUUGAUAUCAAGAAACGGGAAGCAGAUAGCCAACGUCAGAUUGCAGAUACAGAGAUUGUUAUUCAUCAGUUAAAUGAAGAAGUUGAGCAACUUCGUGUAGAAAAGGAGAAGAGUGAAUGCAAGAAUGCUGGGUUUCAAUCAGAAAUCAACAGCAUUAUGUUAGACAAGCAACUACUUGAACAUCAGCAACAGGACUGUAUGGACAAGCUUGCUCAUCAAGAUGAAAUGCUGGGGACACUAGAAGAAUGCUCACGUCUACUGGAACAGAGAUAUGAGAAAUCACUGGUUGAGGUGAGACAUCGGACAGACUCAAUUCACAGACUAGAAGCAGAAGUUUUGGCUUCAAAGCAAAGCAAGCUAGAACUGGAGCAGGAAUGUGAGCAGUGGAAGGAGCGUUACAGGAGUUUGGAGGACGAGCUGCAUGCUGUCAAAGAUGACUAUGGAACAAUAAAAAAUAAGAUGGAGCAAGAAGAGCAACACAGGUUAGAACUGUCACAUGAAAUGGAGAAGCUGAAAUUCAAUUAUGAUAAAUUGACCAGGGAGCAUGAUAAUCUUGUAUCAGAAGCAGCGAAGCUACAAGGCAAACGUCAGAUAGAGAAUGAGGAUAUGAGUAUGUUACAGAGGAAAGUUGAUCAACUUACUACUGAAUUGUUGUCUGCAAAACGUUGGCGAGAGUCAAAGGAAACCGAGCUGGGUGAUUGUAGAGAUCAACUUGCUCUCUUGUCUGGUGAAUUGGAAAGAACGAGACGUGAUCUUGUAGUUGAUAAGAAGGAGAUUGCAAAGAAAGAUGGAGAGUUGUUGAUGCUGAAAGUCAACUUGUCAACAACGGAGAAACAGUGCGAAACACUGAAUGAUCAGUUAACAGCACAAGAAGAGGCAGUCAGGAGCAUGAAGGUACAAGUGAAUGAAGUUGAGCAACGAGAACAAUCUUUACAGUUUAAGGUCUCUCAGCUUCAACAGGACAACUGGACACUUGAACAACGACUUAAGUCCAGUCAAGAUGAAUUGCAAGCUGUUGCUGAUGUGGUAAUGGACAUACCCAAUGGAGCUACUGCACGAAAUGGAAGUGUAGCAGCCACACUGAAUAUUUGGAUUAGACAUUUGAAGCAAGCAGUAGAAACCGCUUCCAAAGAAAAGGAAAAAGUUGAAAAUAUUUUUGAGCAGUGUUAUCAGGAAGAUGUUGAGAGACGAGAUCAGGAGCUGUCCAAACAACGUGAGCUAAUUGAAAGGUUGUAUCAGCAAGUUGAAAAUCACUUAUCUGCAAGGAGGCAGUCGGAGCAGCAGGCAUGUGUAAGGUCUGUGACCAUAGAGAAGAUCCAAGAGAAGCUUGAUAAAUCUGUUCAAACAGUUGAGAAGCUCAGUCGACAGCUUUCUGUGUUGAGCAAAGAGAAUGUUGAGUUACGAUCAAAUGUGGAAAGGGAACGAGCUGCUGUGAAGGUUCUUCGUUUGGAGCUUAGGAACAAAGAAGCAAGACUUGCACAGCUACAAGAAGAACUUGAAGCUAAAGUCAUGGCAUCUCCUGAUUCUGGCAACUGUGAUUGGGACUCAUAUGAUGAUGCAAGUCACUCUGCCACUGGAAGUCUGUAUGCAAAUGUACUGAGAAGAGGACUGGAACAACAGGAGACUGUGGAACAGCCUAGUCUUGAGGUAAACGAGCAAGCUGACAGUGAUCAUGGCAUUCUAGAUGCAAGCUAUUGGAUUGACAAUUCGUCAAAGCUGACUCUGCAGUUGCAGCAGUGCAGUUUGUACUAUGCACAAGAAGAUCGACGGCAGGCUCUAGAGCUGGAACAGCUACAUGAACAACAGAGGUCACGGCCUACUUCUGCCCACAAGUGCAAUGUCUCUCCCACUUCUUCUAAAGAAGACAAUCUUGAGGAAGACGUUUCCGAGGAAGACAUUCCCUAGAAAUACUAAUUUUAAUGCAUGUAAGAGGCACGCAACGUUAACUAUACUUCGAUUCAUUAUCAGCUAUUUUUAUAUCCUGUCUUUACUAAGCUGAUAUAGCCAAAGCAGUGACAGAUUAUAUUUGACUGUACAAUGUAUAUUACGUUCUGAAGAGCAAGAAUCAGAUAAAGUCUGCAUGA